AUGCACCGCCCCCUCACCCCAAACCCCAAACCCCAACCCGCGCGGAAGCGCCUCAUCAUCUGCUGCGACGGCACCUGGCAAUCCGCCGUCGACGGCCAAGAGAGCAUCCCGUCAAACGUGACCCGGCUCUGUCGCGCCAUCGACAGCGUGGGGAUCGACCCCGUGGACCACCAGCCCUGGCAGCAGAUCGUCUGGUACGACUCCGGGGUUGGCACCAACACCACGGCGGCGGGUCCGCUCCGCAACUUCGUCGAGGGCGCCCUGGGAAAAGGGCUGGAGGGCAACAUCGUCGAGGCCUACCAUUUCUGCGCCCUGAACUGGAACCCGGGCGACCAGAUCCUGUGCUUUGGGUUCUCGCGCGGGGCUUACACGGCGCGCGCCAUCGCCGGCUUGAUUUCGGAUAUCGGCAUCUGCCCGCCGCAUCAAAUCGCCAAUUUCCCGGCGCUGUGGAAGGUGUAUAAGAAGACGCCGGCGGGGGAGCGGUUCUAUGGCAAAUGGGCAUCGACACCGGAAUCACGGCAGGUGCAAGUAGUUGGGGUCUUCGAUACCGUCGGCAAUUUGGGCUUCCCCGAGCUGUUCGGCCAUGAGCUCCCCGCGUGGCUGACCUGGACUGAUAAGCCUGAAUGGCAUAAUGUCGGUCUUUCGCCUAAUAUCAAGAACGCAUUCCAAGCGCUGGCGCUGGACGAGCAUCGACGACUGUUCCGCCCAGCCAUGUUCUUCGUCCCGACGCCGAAAACUAUCACGGAGAGCCGAUCGCGAGAAAUCAAGCGCCAGGCACGGGACGCCACCCGUCAGUGGCUAAAACUCGUAAGAAGCGGCACCGCCAGCAUCGAGGAGCUACACGCAGCCCAGAAACGACGCAACGCGACUGCACGCGAGCUAUUGAAGUGUGAGGACAGCCAGAAGGAGCCGUCCCAGCUGACGCAGGUCUGGUUCCCCGGGUUCCACAUCCACAUCGGGGGCGGAUCCAGCCAGACCCUCAAGAACAAGGGCAACAUGGAAGAGAUGUCCCACAUCGUCUUCGCGUGGAUGCUGGACCAGAUCCAGGGGUACGUCUCCCUCGACCGCGAGCUCCUCCAGCUCGAGGAAAAGACCCGGGAGGAUCGUCUGCGGCGGAUCAACGAGGCGCUGGAGGCGUACCAGAAGAAAGAGCGUCGCUGGAAGUCCGAAUCUUGGGCCCAGUGGCUGUGGCGCACGGGGCGGGGUCUGGUUGCCGCCGUGCAACACCCACUCACCCCGUCGGGCGAUGCUCCCCCGGCCUAUCGCCAGAUCCGUCAGUAUGGCUGGGCCACCGCCGACUUACCUGACAGUUUCGACUUCACCUACCGCCUCAACGGGUCGCUGGCGCGCAGGCCGCGUCGCUAUGUUCGGAAUGCGCGCACGAAUGAGAUCCUCGGACAUACUUGCGAGUACAUUCAUCCAACGGUGGGGUUUCGGCUGAAGCACGUGCCGGGGUAUCGUCCGGCUGGCCUGCAUGAGGGCCAGUAUGCUCGUCUGCUGAGGGCUGACGGCCAGGGCUACGAGUAUCGCUUUAGAUACCCGGGUGAGAAGGAUGAGGAGGUCUUGCCCGAGUGGGAGAUGGCAAGAGAUGAGCUCUCCUGGGAGCGGUGGGUUGUGAAGGGAAAGGAGGCGUUGGCGUAUGUGGACAGCCUACUCUACUGA
Aspergillus fijiensis CBS 313.89 is the source of this 1662-nucleotide messenger RNA. RefSeq names its product T6SS phospholipase effector Tle1-like catalytic domain-containing protein. The transcript is spliced from 3 exons. The record is from RefSeq and is a predicted model, not a curated record. Bases 1 to 1662 code for a protein of 553 amino acids. NCBI's taxonomy places the organism in Eukaryota, Fungi, Ascomycota, Eurotiomycetes, Eurotiales, Aspergillaceae.